This is a messenger RNA of Klebsormidium nitens, 1160 nucleotides long. The record is from the annotation of a GenBank genome assembly. NCBI's taxonomy places the organism in Eukaryota, Viridiplantae, Streptophyta, Klebsormidiophyceae, Klebsormidiales, Klebsormidiaceae.
GAUUCACCGACCGAACGCCACAGAGAGCCGUGCGCGGUCAUGAAAUGCGCUUCUCGAGAUAAUGGGGGGAUGAUGGUUAAAGCAUGGUGGCUGCCUGCAACAGGAACGCGUAUCCUGUUUGCGAUUGCAGCCAGAGGCCGCGAGGAUCUGCAUGCAUCGAGAUCUGGCCCGGCUCUGCAUGCAAACAGACCACCGAGGGAAACCAUUCAGCUAGCAUAGGCAUUGCGGGGAAGAACACACAGCAACCAAUCGUUUUGCUUCGACUCAGCUGUGAACAGCUCGGUUGUCUCGUUUGUCGUCUGCUCUAGCUGCACAAUCUUAUGUUUGGAAGCCGCCUCUCGAAGUUGCUUGGGCCUGCAAUUUGUUCCUCUAGUCAACCACCCCAGCUCCGGUCGGUGUUGCAACAAUCAAUCUUCAGGACAAUGGCGUCUUCACCAGCUCUUGCCUACAUCAUUGUCUACGUGGAAGAUGUUGAGAAGUCCAUUGCCUUCUACGAGAAGGCCUUUGGGCUGAAGACCAGGAUGGCCACUGGGGAGAAGAGGACUGCCUGGGCUGAGAUGGAGACUGGCUCCACAACACUGGCUUUCACCCCAAAAGCGCAGCGGGAGACUGCUCUUUCCGGCGGUGUCAAAUCACACGACGACAGUGAGGCUGCCCCCAACGUGUUGGUCAGCUUCACGUACGAUGACGUGAACAGUGCGUACAAGCACGCCAUCGACUCUGGCGCAAAGCCGUGCGCAGAGCCCGAGCCCAAACCGUGGGGCAUGACUGCCGGGUACGUCAAGGACAUUGACGGGAUCCUCGUACAGAUUGGUAGCCGCGUGAAGAAGCAGCAGUAAGCAACCGACUGCGUUGUUGGCGCUUAGAGAGAGUUACGAAGUUCCGAGCGUUAGCGAUUUGUAACAUAAAUGAGUAGUGUGUACCAAAUAUUUGAUCACGUCCUAUUUUUGCCUUGGUUUGAUAGCUCUGAGAGUCGAUAUUGAACCUCGGAACCCUCGUUAUGUGGAGGACAUAUAGAGAUCAUGGAAGCUGGCCCACGAGUUUCGCACAUACGGAAUAUCCUUUCGGGCAAACGUCAGUGACUCAAAUGGAUUAAACCUUCCAUGUAUACUUUGGGAAAAAUUGCACAGUAUUUGCGACCCCGCUUCAGCAUUCUGGUG